ACGAAUUUUUUUUUUAUAGUUUUGGUGUGUGGGGUGGUGGGGUGGUGUGGUGGUGGGUGGUGGGUGAGUUUUUUUUUUUCCACGUAAACCACGUGCUAUCUUUAGGCCACGCCCCUUCAACACAAUGCAUAGCUCCCUGUGACCAGGACAGGAUUCACCCGACGUUUCAGUAGAAAAGGCACGUGUGCUACAUGUUGGAAAAGGGGGAAAUAUGAAUUUGAAAGUGGAUAAUUAUUUUCGCGACAGGGCUUUAAAUUGGAAAUGAGCGUCGUCACACAGUAAAGGUGUUGUGCCGGGUCUUUGUCGUGACAGGAACAGGUGGACCACCCCACCGGCCCCACGUCCCCGUCCCGUGAAAUUAUUUACUCCAUCAUAUAUACAAACUGUAAUCAAAAUGCACAUGAAAAUAGAAUAACGUGUUUAACCGAACUACACAUAGAAUCUACUCACUUCCUUCCAAGAUCUCCACAAACUAUAUAUAAGCACUCAAACGUCCCAGUCAUGGUAACUGGAAGAGCUUCACGACUGCACGAGUAAGUCAUGCACAGUUCGACACGUGCUGCACAGUUAUUUUUGUCGCCCAGGCCUUGCAAAUCUGUGGAACCGGCCCAGAACAAGCGUGACGAACAGACCUAACUAAAUAGGUCGUAUGUGCGGUAACUUGCUAGCUGUGGACCAUGAGGGAAGGGAGACAGGUACGGCCUACCAGGUGUUACUUUCGGUUCCUCUGCUUUGUGCUUGGGUUCUGGUUCCUGGUGUUUCUGCAGUAUGUCAUAGUGGACGAGUGGUACCCACACACAGGGACGGACAAUCACAGACAUUUCCGUGGCGCUGUCACGAUGAAUCCACACGGUCUGCCGUCUGACCGUCACGCAAGGCUGAAACAUGGCCGUGACAAUCAUAGGUUGCAUUGGAACAAUGUCCAUGUUGGUCAUGUGCCAAAGGGAGGAAAUUCGGACAGUGACCAUCUUUUUAAAAGGUUUGGCAGGGAAGGUUUCCGUAAUGACCACCUCCCAAAGGUGAACAAAUCGGACAAUGGCCGAUAUAUAGAUAAGUUUGUCGGAGAAGGUCUCCCCAAGGCAAACCGCGAAGUGAAGGUGCUCGAGAAAGAUCGUAAGAGUGAUGCUGUCAGAAAUAUUGUGGAGUAUAUCCAGAAAGAGAUGGCAGCGCCAGAUUCUCCUGACGGAGUCUCAAACAAAACGCUAGAACUGGUGCGAGAGGACGUCAAAGACAAGAGCAGGACGUUACGAUCCCACACUGACUACAAUGCACGGGAAGAAGCUGACGUCAGGAGGAUAUUGGAUAAGAUGGCACCGCGGGCUCACAUGAAAGCCCCAGGAGAGUUUGGCAAGGCGGUGCAAGUCGACAUGGCGAGUCUGUCAAAAGAGGAGAAAUUCAAAAUGGAGUUGGGGUUUAACAGAACCGGCUUCAACUUGUACGUCAGCGAUCUCAUCUCCCUCCGUCGGCGCGUUCCAGACAUGAGGUCGGCAGGGUGCCGGGGGAUGGUGUACCCAGACGACCUGCCUGCCACCAGCAUUAUCAUCUGUUUCCACAACGAGGCUUGGUCCACUCUUAUCAGGACAGUGUUCAGCGUCCUCGACAACACACCACAACAUCUCCUACACGAAGUCAUCCUCGUAGACGAUGCCUCUGACGAACCGUCACUGGGUACCUCUCUGGAGGAGUACCUCCGCCCACUGCCCAAGGUGAAGCUGGUGAGGGCUUCCUCCAGAGUAGGCUUGAUAGGAGCCCGACUACUGGGCGUGGCCACAGCUACUGCCGACGUCCUCACCUUCCUUGACUCUCACGUGGAGUGUAUGAAAGGCUGGCUGCAGCCAAUGCUGCAUCGCAUUACGGAAGAGGAAUUCACUGUUACCUACCCCGUCAUCAACGGCAUCGACAGCAAGGACUUCAACAUCUACCAAGUAGAAGUGUACUACCACGGCCUGUUCAACUGGGUGGACCUGACGUACUUCCCCAGCCAGCUCACAUUAAGUAUGAUGAGGAAGCGGAAGUCGAUAACAGAGCCGAUCAUGUCUCCCACAAUGCCUGGCGGUAUAUUCACCAUCAGCAGACGAUACUUCGAUCUUCUCGGCGGCUACGACCCUGGUCUCAAAGUAUGGGGCGGUGAGAACAUGGAACUAUCUUUCAAGACAUGGAUGUGUAACGGAACAGUGGAGCUGCUCCCUUGCUCACACAUAGCCCACGUCUUCCGGACCACAAAUCCCAACCUGGGGAAAGAUGCCUAUAAGACCAUAUUGAACAACGCUAUGAGAGUGGCGUUCGUGUGGAUGGAUGAGUAUAAAUACCUGUUCUUCAACAACAUUGUCAAAAACCACAUUACGCCUGAGUUCGGGGACGUUUCUGGACGGGUAGCACUUCGGAAGAGGUUGCAGUGUAAAUCCUUCCAUUGGUAUAUGAAGGAAGUGGCCACCGAUCUGUAUGCACCUGUCUCGGCAGUCGCAAUCAGCAAGAUAGUGAACGUGAAGUUCAGCGACUACUGCCUGGCUCACUCUAUCUACUACCCCAAGGUGUGGUGCGGGCCCUGCGACAAAUACAUCCAGCAGCAGAUUGUUUGGUAUUUAGAGAACGGUCAGCUGUUGGCUGGCGUUCUGUGGCGGGAGAAGCCGUGGAUGUGCCUCGCGGUCAACUCAUCUCAACUGGUUAUGUCAGAAAGGUGCGACGCCAUCAAACCACGCGGGCAGUGGACCUACACACACGAAAAUACAUUAAUGAACACUUUACACAAGAAGUGUAUAGAGCUGAUCCCUGGCCAGGCCCUGGUUCUGAGCCAGUGUACCGGAGUCCCGACCCAGAAGUGGCAGAUCCAGCAACCCUCAUACAAUCUCACUCCACACCCCAAAGCGCCUUAGGCUCUCACAGCCUGUUACAGCCUGUUACAGCCAAUGGCUAAAAUCAUACAUCAUGAAAAAUGUUAAUCUGUCGCUAAAUUUACCUUUACUGAAUUACAGAAUAUCAGAGCAUUUUACGAACCGAUAUGACAUUCGCUUUCUUUGAAACCUAAGAAUUAAUUCCCAACCCCAAACCCACAUGUUCGGAUGUUCAAGUCAACUGACAGACGGACUGAAGUAUUUAUUGUUGUCAGUUGUCUAAUAUGUAACCCAGUGAAUGUUUAACACUCUAUAUAACUGCAGCAUCUAUAGAACGGUGUCAUCUACAUAAACGCUAGCUGAACAUGAUGGCGACGGUGUGGGUGUUUCCAGACGGAGUGAUCCUUCUUAUCUGAAGAAGGGCCAUACAAUGAACUAGGGUUUCAUAUUGGCUGUUUGUUAAGUGAUACUGAUAUAUUUGCACACUAGAGUUAGUAUGAACCACACAAGUUCACUGGAUCGUGUGUAUUGUGAAAAUGUUGCCGUUGUUUUUGAAUGUCUUGUUGUGUAGUGUAGUAUUACUUAGUAAAAUUAAGAAUAAAAAUGUUUUAAUACAGAAACAUG
Messenger RNA from Haliotis rubra (blacklip abalone), 3455 nucleotides. RefSeq names its product polypeptide N-acetylgalactosaminyltransferase 13-like. The record is from RefSeq and is a predicted model, not a curated record. Bases 678 to 2873 code for a protein of 731 amino acids. The transcript has 12 exons. Gene Ontology annotation, cellular component: Golgi apparatus. Lineage: Eukaryota; Metazoa; Mollusca; Gastropoda; Lepetellida; Haliotidae.